AUGUCUAAGGUUACCAAUGCAAUUAUAUAUAGAUUUAAUGUCAAUUUCGAUCAGCUCCCUACUUCUGAUUCAAGCAAUGAUUGUAUGGGCGAGCGAGUGAAGGUGCUGUUCACCAUAGAAGACUCAUCGAAUCCAACUGAUUUACCAGGUGCACUGCAAAUCGCUUAUGACUUGACGCCCCGUCACAUACACUGUGUUGUUUUCAGUCAAAGCUAUUCCUGUCAUACUGGUGCACAAAAUGAUGAGCAUAUAUCUCAUGGACAAGAUUGUGCAAGGGUUGGUUGCAGUCCUGGCUUCUGCUGCUCCAAAUGGGGCUUUUGUGGCAACUCGCCUCUUCAUUGCGGUUCCGGUUCGACGACAACAAGAGCGACAACGAUCACAACUAGAACCACGCCAAGUGCGAUUACCAGGACUACGACAACAACGACUCAGAAGACUACUACAUCUGGUAUUGGUUCGGAGACGAAUAACAAGAUCACUCGAGAACAGUUCGACUGUAUCUUUAGCAAACUGAGUGAAGAUGUUAGAGACAAACGCUGGCAAGGUUAUCAAGAGGCACUGUCGAUGGUGUCAUUCAAACCCCAAAAUCAGAACGAACUGAUCAUGUUUUUUGCACAUGUCUCACAUGAGACGGAUGGCUUACAGACAUAUGAAGAAUAUUGUGGAAAGUCGAAGGAAUGCGCUAGCAGUUAUGAAAUUUCCUGGUGUGGGCCGGCCACCGCAGAGCCGGGCAAGCACUAUUACGGUCGCGGCUGGCUUCAACUAUCCUUUCCAUGUAACUACAAUGCAGCUGGCCAAGCACUUGGUAUUGAUCUCCUAAAAAAUCCAGAGAAGGUUGCCGAAUCGGAUGCAGUGGCCGCUGCGGCUGGCAUGUGGUUCUGGGAUGCUAACAAUAUAGGUCAACCAGCACGGCAAGGAAACUUUGGUGCUACGACUCAAAUCAUCAACAGUCUCGAAUGUGGACCAACGCCACAACAGACCAAAAGAAUCAGUCGAUAUCAAGAAGUGCGGCUCUGCUUCGGUCUCAAGAGGGACACCGAGAAUCUACACUGUUGA
Messenger RNA from Adineta ricciae, 1056 nucleotides. The record is from the annotation of a GenBank genome assembly. NCBI's taxonomy places the organism in Eukaryota, Metazoa, Rotifera, Eurotatoria, Adinetida, Adinetidae.